Fragaria vesca subsp. vesca is the source of this 1310-nucleotide messenger RNA. RefSeq names its product translation initiation factor IF-3-like. NCBI's taxonomy places the organism in Eukaryota, Viridiplantae, Streptophyta, Magnoliopsida, Rosales, Rosaceae. Bases 403 to 1230 code for a protein of 275 amino acids. The record is from RefSeq and is a predicted model, not a curated record. Gene Ontology annotation, molecular function: translation initiation factor activity; ribosome binding. Gene Ontology annotation, biological process: translational initiation; ribosome disassembly. The transcript has 9 exons.
AGACACAUCGGAUGUGACACACUGACUUUGCAGGCACUCUCUUCAAAAUUUCCACCACCAGUUCCAUGGGUAGCUCCAUCAAAUUCAACGUUUUAUGGCUCUCCAUAUUGCUCCAAACCACAAGCUGCAACUUCAUGUUUCCCUUGUCCCCUGUAUCUAUUUAUAUACAUAAUUGUCUGUUAGCUUCUUCUUUCCUCAUUGGGAUUGGAAAGUAAACGUGUAAAUCCUUUUGAUUUCGUGGAUCCGAGUUCAAAUAGGAAGAAGCUGUAAAUGGGCCUUUAAAACUACGACCCAACAGUGAGCAAGGCCCAAAGUUCAUUACCACUUCCUUCACGACUUCAAAAACAACUGGAUAAGAAAUCGCUCCAACUCAGUAGUGUGUUUUGAGCUUUUUCUAAGGCCAUGGCUGGGAUCACCACCAGCUUCGCAUCCAAGCCUAUCCUAUCCAAAACGACGCCGUUUCAUUCCUCAUUCUCCUCCAAGCUCUUCGGCCUCCGCUUUAAUCACGUUUAUCUCAUAAACUCGAGCUCUUGUAGCUCUCUCUCCUCCUCCGCCAUUACCAGCCCGGUCACCGCUCGGUUCGGCGGCGGCGGGCCCCGCAGGUCGAGCAAUGACCGCCGGAGACAGCAGAGCGACGCCGAGGAUGACGAUAAGGCCCUUGAUAUCUCCUCUAUCAGGUCAGCUACGGUGAGGCUUAUUGAUCAGAAGCAAGAAAUGGUUGGGGUGGUGUCGAAGAGCGAGGCGAUUCGAAUGGCGGAUGAGGCUGACCUUGACUUGGUAAUUUUAUCUCCAGAUGCAGAUCCCCCGGUUCUCAGGAUUAUGGAUUACAAUAAAUAUCGGUAUGAACAACAAAAAAAGAAAAGAGUGUCGCAGAAGAAAAGUGCAGCCAGUCGCAUGGAUUUGAAGGAGCUCAAAAUGGGUUACAACAUUGAUCAACAUGAUUAUUCUGUACGUAUGAGAGCCGCCCAGAAGUUUCUGAAAGAUGGUGAUAAGGUCAAGGUUAUUGUCAACUUGAAGGGUCGGGAGAAUGAGUUCCGAAAUAAAGCUAUCGAGCUUCUCAAACGCUUUCAAAGUGAAGUUGGGGAGCUUGCAACAGAGGAAGCGAAAAGCUUCAGCGACAGAAACAUGUUUAUAGUUUUAGUUCCAAACAAGGCUAUUCUCCAGAAAGCUCAAGAGCCAUCAAAGAAAAAGGAGAACCCUGCAGUGAAUGAAGUAUCUUCAAGUGUCUGAAUGGGCUCAAGGUUUCAUGCAGGUUUAACAAAUGUAAAAUUCAGUGGCCAUUUCAAAAGACAAAAAAAAAAAAAAAAAAA